Molecule: messenger RNA, 1152 nt
Organism: Panicum virgatum (switchgrass)
Lineage: Eukaryota; Viridiplantae; Streptophyta; Magnoliopsida; Poales; Poaceae
Product: LOB domain-containing protein 6-like
Exons: 3
Coding region: 246-989 (247 amino acids)
Source: RefSeq, a predicted model, not a curated record
GGGGACGACAACCCGGCGUUGCGUUUCCACUUGGACACACCCGGCCUCCUUUUUAUUUCUCUCCCCUCCACGCCUUCCCCACGCGCCCGCCCACACACUGACACAGACACCCUCCUCUUUCGGCAUCUCCCCCCUGGAGGCGAGGCGACGAACUGGGCGAGCGGCGCCGCCCUUUGCCCAGGUCUCUCGGCGCUCCACCAGCUAGCGACUCCGCCAGGGCAGCAGCAGCAGCAGCAGACGGAUCGAUGGCGUCGUCGGUGCCGGCGCCAUCGGGGUCGGUGAUCACCGUGGCGUCGUCCUCGUCGUCCGCGACCGCGGCCGCGGUGUGCGGCACCGGGUCGCCGUGCGCGGCGUGCAAGUUCCUGCGGCGCAAGUGCCAGCCGGCCUGCGUGUUCGCGCCCUACUUCCCGCCGGACAACCCGCAGAAGUUCGUGCACGUGCACCGCGUCUUCGGCGCCAGCAACGUGACCAAGCUGCUCAACGAGCUCCACCCCUUCCAGCGCGAGGACGCCGUGAACUCGCUCGCCUACGAGGCCGACAUGCGCCUCCGCGACCCCGUCUACGGCUGCGUCGGGGUCAUCUCCAUCCUCCAGCACAACCUCCGCCAGCUCCAGCAGGACCUCGCCCGCGCCAAGUACGAGCUCUCCAAGUACCAGGCGGCGGCGGCGGCGGCUUCCGCGUCGAUGGGGCCGAACGGGCCGCAAGCCAUGGCGGAGUUCAUCGGCAGCGCGGUGCCCAACGGCGCGCACAACUUCAUCAACAUUGGGCACUCGCCGGCGCUCGGCUCCAUCGGAGGCUCCCCCGCCGCGUUCGGGCAGGAGCAGUUCGCCAACGCGCAGAUGCUGUCCAGGAGCUACGACGGCGAGCCCAUCGCGAGGCUGGGGAUCAGGGUUUUUAAUUCCGGUAUGAAAAAAAAUCGGCUAUCACCGAUAAAGUCGAAAUAUCGGGAUUUUUUAUUUUUAUUUUUAUUUUUUAUGUUUUAUUUUUAAAUUUAUUUUUUAGUGAAACAAAUAUUUAAAAAAUAAAUUUCGGCCGGUAAAAAAUUAUCGGACCCGCCGAUAAAAUCAAAAUAUCGGGUAUACCGCGAAAUUUCGAGCGAUGUUGUGAACCAUGCAAACUAUGUAAUUCAUUUUUUAUUUCGUUUAAAUUUAA